Toxorhynchites rutilus septentrionalis is the source of this 3241-nucleotide messenger RNA. RefSeq lists its product as uncharacterized. Gene Ontology annotation, cellular component: MSL complex. Gene Ontology annotation, molecular function: ubiquitin protein ligase activity. Lineage: Eukaryota; Metazoa; Arthropoda; Insecta; Diptera; Culicidae. The coding region runs from base 214 to 2643 and encodes 809 amino acids. The record is from RefSeq and is a predicted model, not a curated record. The transcript has 4 exons.
GCAGACGUCAGAGCUGCGCGCUGUCAAACACAACAAAACUACGUUCCUUUUGUUUGUUGUUGCGGUCAACAGGGAAAAUACAGAGCUAUUUUCGAUUUAUUGCCAGAAAAAAAAGAAAAACAAAAGUCCGCAUUCGCAGGAGUGUGUGGUGUGUUGCUAUCGCGGCUAAAUGCUCUACGGCAGGACAGUCUACCCGGCGGCAGCGAAUCUGCGAUGAAUCCAGUCAGUUUAUACAUCACAACGUCACGGCUAGUGUUCCAGAGCGGCUGUGGCGGCGGUCCUAGCGAAGCGGCAAACCCCACCGGAACCGAUUCGCUCGGUGAUGCAUGUAGCACUAACAGCAAUAGCAGUGCCUUUGCCGAUCUCAACCGGCUGCUGCCGUACCUGCGGAAGAGUCUCAGCUGUGCGGUUUGCUGCCGGCUACUGCUCGAGCCCCACACUCCGGCCGAGCUGAACUGUCAGCAUCAUGUUUGCCGCGGGUGCGUCGGCGAGCGGAAGAAACUGAAACCGUCCUGCGGCUCGUGCAAGGAUUACAACCGGUACGUGGAGAACACUCAGCUGCGCAUGCUGCUUCAGUGUUACAAAAGCAUUUGUGAGUACAUCAAAACGAAACCGUUCUUUGCGGAAAUUCGGCUCCAAGCGACGGGGAACUCGUCGGCGAUGAAUGGAAUGUCGUUGGGUGGCGCCGCAGUGGGCCAGAAUUUAGCGGGUGGUGCGAUGAACGCCCACGCAAUGCAACAGCACAACAGCAACAAUUCCGUUCCGAGCAACUUGUGGGAGUUGAUUGAGGAAGGAGCCCGAUUUCAGGACAACUACCGGUGUAGCUCCGGACUGACGAAGUCAGCUUAUUCCAUCCUGCCUUGCAUAUACCCAACGCCAACGCCUGUCGCAGUGAGUGUUCCGUCGGUUUCGCCAAUCGCAACGGUGGGUCAGCAGCAAAGCCAGCAAUUCCUGAUGACAUCCAACAGUGGUAACGUCCAGAUGCAAACCAAAGUCCAUCCGGUAGUGACCGUUCUCGAGAAAUCUCCGUAUGUAGUCAGCAUAGACAAACCUCAACCGAAUCAGAUUCGACACCACCCGCAGCAGCAACAACAGCAGCUCCAGCAUCAACAGCAACAGCAACAGCAGCAGCAGCAGCAGAAGGAAAUUAAAUUCCGCUCGGCACCCAUCAAAACGGUUUCCAAUGGGUCCACCAUGUAUUCUGUUUUGUACGCGGGAAAUGGAAAUAAGAUUACUAUCAAGCGGAAAACCGACCCGCCUCACGUGCAGCGGCGAGCCACGAUCCACACCCUGGACAAGGACGGUCAAAUUAAACUAGCGAAAACUAUUGCCGAGAAUUCUGCGUCGAUAUCCGGCUUUAAAAUGCCCCAACCGACAACGACGGCAAUAAUAACGCCCACUGCGAAUACUCCUGCGGCUCAGAUGAGCGCACUUAGUAAGCAGAAUGCGAAACAGCUGCUAAAACGGCGCGGUUGUCGUUGCGGUAACGCAACAGCCACACCGGGUAAGUUAACGUGUUGUGGACAACGGUGUCCCUGUUACGUUGAUUCCAAGUCAUGCAUCGAUUGCAAGUGCCGCGGCUGUCGGAAUCCACACCGAGCCGAUGGCAUGAAGGUUCGUCCUCACAUUCCAGAGCUUCAGAAUCUAGAAAUCAACCUCCACAAUGCAACCGAUUCCCUCACAACAGCCACAACGACCGUUCUGGCAUCUCAUGUGUCCUCGGUGGGUGGUAGUGGUGCCGGUGGAUGUGGCCCCGGUGGAGGAGUGACUACCACCCUGGGAUCUCUCCACCAGCCACCAGCAGUUGCCAGCAUUAGCAGCCAACCGUCGAGUUCCGGUCUGACGAUAAACAACACCUCAACGCUGGUUAGCACCAGUGGUGGUGGUGGUGGUGGUGCGAUUGGGGGGAAGGGUUUCGGUCAGUUAAGUCUCCUGGGAACUAGCGGCAGCCACGGUACCAGUAUAGGUGGUGGAUCGACGCUGAAAAUCACUCCAACGUCGCUUGCGAACGUGUUGAGCAGUACAAAUCAAAUCGUGACCACCACCGAUGGGAUGGAGCUGGGACCGAGCGCGGGACUGCUGGAUGCCAGCGGAUUCAGCUAUCUGACGCCAGCGAGUCUGGAGACGGCGACUGGAGGGGUUAAUGCCACUGUUGGUGGGACCACCACGCAGUACACCGUUCCGGGGAAUAGCCUUACUAACGGCGGGACGAUACAUGUGGUCGGCGUGUACACGACGCAUCUGGGCGACGUCAGCUGCAGUCCCACCCUGUCGAACAUGAUCCGCACGGACAGCGCGCUGAACAGUCUCCUCACCCAGAAACCGCCGGACGCUCUGCUCACGCAAACCCACUCCCUCAACACUCUGAGUCUCACAGCACCGACCACCCUGCUGGGUCAUUCCCUGUUCAAUCCGACCACGACGCUUGCCGCCGGCGGUGGGCUUUGCACAAGCAAUAGUGGCGGUGGCGGCGGCGGCAGUAUCGCGAUUACAUCCGCGACGGCCGGUCUCGAGCUGACCGGGAUUGGCGUUGGCGACGGAACCACCAGUAUCGACAUCAGCGACCAGUUGGAUCUCGGCGGAACGAACCUCAUCACCAUCGACGGCGCGCUGGAUGACCGGUUGCAUGCCGACGAUGUCUAGCUGCUGGAUGGAGGGAAACGCGAGGGAAAUGGUUUCUUUGCAGUCUUGGUAAUCGUAUGUGUUUCCGUAUGUUUUGUUCUUCCUGGUUUGUGGAAAGACGAAGGAAGGGUCGCUCCGUUUAUUCGCAAGUGUUUUGGAUCCUAUGGGAGCCGCGGCCGGUUUAGGUUUAGUACCGACAGGAAAUUUCUGUUCUAAUUGUUUUGAUUCGUUUGUCCGAUCGUUCUCAUUUGUCGAUGUAAACAUUAUGCAUAACUAGAUUGUAUUGGCUAUCAUUAUUACUUAUAUAUGUGUAUAUUAGAGGAACAAUAAGUAGGAGAGCUCGAGAUCGUCGUGCAGUAGAAUGUGCUGUUCAAUUAUGUCCCCAUCCGUUCGUUGUAUCGAAAUCCUGUAGAGUAUACCGCAAAUUUGUUUUCCCAUACAGAACAAUAUUAAGCUUUAGUCCAGCGUAAGGCAUUCUAUUUUCGUUUUUUGUCCCCUUAGCGGUAGUAUAGAAUGCCGAAACAUGGCUGAAGUGAAAAGCCGGAAAAAAUCAUGUACAUAAGAACGAUUAAAUCCUUAAUCAAGGGUAUAUAUGAAUCAUUUAGACAAAAAAAAAUAU